Molecule: messenger RNA, 1768 nt
Organism: Ilex paraguariensis (yerba mate)
Lineage: Eukaryota; Viridiplantae; Streptophyta; Magnoliopsida; Aquifoliales; Aquifoliaceae
Source: the annotation of a GenBank genome assembly
UGGAGAUAAGAAGAGAUGGUUGUGUUCAAGGUUGGUCGUGUUGAAACGACACCGUUUCGAUGGCCAGAAACCUGGGACUUCUGGUCUGAGGAAGAAGGUGAAAGUAUUCAAGCAGCCUAAUUACUUGCAAAAUUUUGUUCAGUCAACAUUCAAUGCCCUUACAACAGAAAAAGUUAGAGGUGCUACACUUGUUGUUUCUGGUGAUGGCCGAUACUUUUCAAAGGAUGCUAUCCAGAUCAUAAUUAAAAUGGCUGCUGCAAAUGGAGUAAGGCGUGUUUGGGUUGGUCAAAAUGGAUUGCUGUCCACCCCUGCUGUAUCAGCAGUCAUACGUGAAAGAAUUGGGCACGAUGGUUCUAAGGCAACUGGAGCAUUUAUAUUGACUGCGAGUCACAAUCCAGGUGGUCCCCAUGAGGAUUUUGGAAUUAAAUACAACAUGGAAAACGGUGGACCUGCGCCGGAAGCAAUUACUGAUAAGAUCUACGAGUACACUACAACAAUAAAAGAGUACUUAAUUGCAGAAGGCCUACCAGAUGUUGAUAUCUCUGUAAUGGGCGUAACAAGCUUUGGGGGUCCAGAGGGUCAGUUUGAUGUUGAAGUUUUUGAUUCAGCCAACGAUUACGUGAAAUUGAUGAAGUCGAUAUUUGAUUUCCAGUCUAUUCAGAAGUUGCUUUCAUCACCAAAAUUCACAUUCUGUUAUGAUGCACUUCAUGGAGUUGGUGGGGCUUAUGCUAAACCUAUAUUUGUGGAAGAGCUUGGCGCAAAAGAAAGCUCUUUAUUGAACUGCACACCCAAGGAAGACUUUGGUGGAGGGCAUCCAGAUCCCAAUCUAACCUAUGCAAAGGAGUUAGUUGCACGCAUGGGAUUGGAUAAGUCAAACACUGAACAUGAGCCUCCAGAAUUUGGUGCUGCUGCUGAUGGUGACGCAGAUCGUAACAUGAUCCUUGGUAAAAGGUUUUUCGUUACUCCAUCUGAUUCUGUUGCUAUAAUUGCUGCAAAUGCGGUUCAAGCCAUACCCUACUUUUCUGCUGGUCUGAAGGGAGUUGCCAGGAGCAUGCCAACGUCAGCUGCUCUCGAUGUUGUAGCUGAACAUUUGAACUUGAAAUUUUUUGAGGUGCCUACUGGCUGGAAAUUCUUUGGUAACUUAAUGGAUGCUGGAAUGUGCUCAGUUUGUGGUGAAGAAAGUUUUGGAACUGGCUCCGACCACAUACGUGAGAAAGAUGGAAUUUGGGCUGUUUUGGCUUGGCUAUCCAUACUUGCCUACAAAAAUAAAGACAACCUCAGUGGGGAGAAGCUUGUCACAGUGGAAGACAUUGUUCGAAAGCAUUGGGCCACAUAUGGGCGUCACUAUUACACUAGAUAUGAUUAUGAGAAUGUUGAUGCAGGUGCUGCAAAGGAACUAAUGGCAUAUUUGGUGAAACUGCAAUCUUCCCUUGGUGAUGUUAACAAGACUGUGAAGGGAAUACAUUCAGAUGUGUCGAGUAUUGUCCAUGCUGAUGAAUUCGAAUACAAAGAUCCUGUUGAUGGUUCCAUUUCAAAGCAUCAGGGUAUACGCUAUCUGUUUGAGGAUGGGUCACGAUUGGUUUUCCGUCUCUCUGGAACUGGCUCAGAGGGUGCUACCAUUCGUCUUUACAUUGAGCAAUAUGAAAAGGAUCCAUCUAAGACGGGGAGAGAUUCUCAAGAAGCACUUGCUCCUCUUGUGGAGGUUGCUCUUAAGCUGUCUAAGAUGCAAGAAUUUACCGGCCGAUCUGCUCCCACUGUUAUUACAUAG